GUCGGGUUGUCUAAAUUCUAUCCACUCAUCGUGGCUCGUGGGUUUUUACGCUCGGCUCAGAUGGAAAAAUUCUAGUGUUUGCUUGACUCUCAACGUCUUCUCGCCAAGACGUCCUGCGCGGGAGAAUCCCUGAGUGCAAAACCCCGUGGAAAAACAGUUCCCGGAUUGUGAAAGCGAGUGCCAAGUUGGAAGUGAAAGUGCGCCUGGGAAUUGAGACUCCGCCACGAUCUGAUAAUGGAUCACGAGAGCGAUAAAGUCAUACGUGUUGGGUCGCGCAAGAGUAAGUUGGCGCUCAUUCAGACCAAACACGUCAUUGGGGAGCUUCAGAAGCUCUUCCCGGACAGGAAGUUCGAGAUACACACCAUGUCAACGGUGGGCGAUCGCGUGCUGAACAUUUCGCUGCCCAAGAUCGGCGAGAAGAGUCUCUUCACCAAGGAUCUGGAGGAUGCGCUGCGCAGCGGCACGGUGGACUUUGUCGUGCACUCGCUCAAGGAUCUGCCCACGGUGCUGCCGGACGGCAUGGUGAUCGGGGCGGUGCUGGAGCGCGAGGAUCCGCGCGAUGCUCUAGUGCUGAACAAGAAAUACGCGGGAAAGACGCUGGCCAGUCUCCCGGAGGGCUCUGUCAUCGGCACCUCGUCGCUGCGACGCACCGCGCAGCUGUCCAGAUUCCAUCCGCACCUGGUCGUGAACGACAUUCGCGGGAAUCUCAACACGCGCCUGACGAAACUCGAUGCGGCGUCUGAUGACUUCGCGGGCAUCAUCCUCGCCCAGGCGGGACUCGUGCGCAUGGGCUGGCAGGAGAGGAUCAGCGAGGUGCUGAAGUGCUCGGAUCUGCUGUACGCUGUCGGCCAGGGUGCGCUGGCGGUGGAGUGUCGCUCGGACGCGGCGGAUGUGCUGGGAAUGCUGGAGAAGCUCUGCUGUCGCGUCACUGAGGCGCGGAUCGUGGCCGAGAGGAGCUUUCUGCGCACACUGGGCGGCGGCUGCAGCGCUCCCGUGGCCGUGAGCAGCUCCCUGAAGGCGUCCGCCGAACAGAGCGGCAAGAAGCUGAGCCUGCGCGGCGCCGUGUGGAGUCUGGACGGCAAGACCGAGAUCCAGCACCAGCUGGCGUGCGAACUGCCCUGGGAGACGCUGGAUGCGGUGGACGAGGUGCCCGCGAAGAGGCUGAAAGUGGACGAGGAGCCGCAGAGGCGAAGCCCUGAGAUCAUAAAUGAUUCCAAGGCGAGCACGGAGAAUCUGGACAUCGAGGCUCUCAUCAACAUCCACGGAGACGCCUUCAAGCGCUGCCCGUACUCCAUGGAGCACCAGAAGGCCGCGGAGGGCCAGAAGAAAUGUCCUCUGCACAUCCCGAUUGGACAUGACGUCAUGGGCGAGUGUCCUUUCUUCGACACCGCCCAGAAAGUCGAUCUGGCGGACACUUUCAGGCCCGAGGCGAGAUCUAGCGCCGUCAUCGAAGCGCCCCCAAUCGACAAGUGUCCCUUCCUGGCGAAGCAAAUCCAGCUGAUUGAGCCGAAUGAGGUGCAAAAUGGAACAACAGCGAAGGCAGAAGACCAAAUUUCGCCCUUCUGUGGCCUCUUCUGUCACAGCAACGCAAACAGCGAUGUCCUGACCAAGUGCGAGGAGUUGGGACGGGAGUUGGCAAACACGCUCAUCAAGAAUGGUGCUCUUGAGGUCAUGAGGAAGGCUCAGAACGAAAUUCGUGAGAAGGCCUAAUCAAUCAUUUUCCACCCCUCUUUUUUAUUAUACAAUUGUAAUAGGGUAUCAAUUAGCGCAAUAUCACGAAUUUAUGGUGGUAAAGAAGACAUUGUUGGACAUCAUUUUUCAAUAAAGAGGCAUGAAAUACAUG
Messenger RNA from Phlebotomus argentipes, 1843 nucleotides. Its product is annotated as porphobilinogen deaminase. Gene Ontology annotation, molecular function: hydroxymethylbilane synthase activity. The record is from RefSeq and is a predicted model, not a curated record. Gene Ontology annotation, cellular component: cytoplasm. Gene Ontology annotation, biological process: heme biosynthetic process. Lineage: Eukaryota; Metazoa; Arthropoda; Insecta; Diptera; Psychodidae. The transcript has 3 exons. The coding region runs from base 235 to 1710 and encodes 491 amino acids.